Messenger RNA from Eurytemora carolleeae, 883 nucleotides. RefSeq names its product peroxiredoxin-6 (gene Prx6a). The record is from RefSeq and is a predicted model, not a curated record. Gene Ontology annotation, cellular component: cytosol; mitochondrion. The transcript is spliced from 6 exons. The coding region runs from base 34 to 705 and encodes 223 amino acids. Gene Ontology annotation, biological process: cell redox homeostasis; cellular oxidant detoxification. Lineage: Eukaryota; Metazoa; Arthropoda; Copepoda; Calanoida; Temoridae. Gene Ontology annotation, molecular function: peroxiredoxin activity.
UGCCAUCAGCAUGUUAAAAUAUUUAGACCAAAAAUGACUGGACACGUUCUUAAGCUUGGAGAUGUUGUCCCAAACUUUGUCUCCGAUUCAACCCAGGGACAGAUUGAUUUCCACUCUUGGUUGGAUGGAAGUUGGGGCAUUCUCUUCUCCCAUCCUGCUGAUUAUACUCCUGUAUGUACAACAGAGCUGGGAAGGGUUCAGACCCUGCAUAAGGAGUUUGCUGCCCGUGGUGUGAAACUGGUUGCUCUAUCUUGUGAUUCCACUGAGUCCCAUCUUGGCUGGAUUAAUGAUAUUCUAGCAUAUAACAAGCUAGAAGAAUUUUCCUAUCCCAUCAUAGCAGACCCGAAUAGAGAUGUUGCCACCCUGUAUGGUAUGUUGGACCCGGAUGAGAAGGAUUCUGCUGGAAUGGCUUUAACCUGCCGAGCUGUUUUCAUAAUUGGACCUGACAAGAGACUCAAGCUAUCCAUCCUGUAUCCUGCAACUACAGGACGGAAUUUUGAUGAAAUUAUCAGGGUUAUUGAUUCUCUCCAGUUGACAGCUACACGAAAGGUAGCUACACCUGUAGACUGGAAGCAAGGUGGAUCCUGUAUGGUAGUUCCUGGAGUUAAGCAAGAGGAUGUUGAACAACUCUUUCCCAAGGGAGUUCAGGUUCACGAGGUUCCUUCAGGAAAGGUUUAUCUCAGAACUACUCCUCAGCCCGAGUAAACAAUGGUUUCCAGUCCGAGGAUAUUUGAGUCUAUAUUUUUCUCAUCUUCAAUGUGGCACCUUUCUCCUUUCACGAGUAGUUGUUUAAUCUUAAAUGUUUCAAUUAUUCUUGGACACUUGAUUGACUAAACAAUGUUUGUUGUUUGUGUUAAAGCACAAUAAACUGUACAAUUCUUUA